This is a messenger RNA of Naegleria fowleri, 426 nucleotides long. RefSeq lists its product as uncharacterized. Bases 1 to 426 code for a protein of 141 amino acids. The transcript has a single exon. The record is from RefSeq and is a predicted model, not a curated record. NCBI's taxonomy places the organism in Eukaryota, Heterolobosea, Eutetramitea, Acrasida, Naegleriidae.
AUGAAUGACAACCAAAACAACAACUCUCAGCAACAACAUCAACCUUCAGCGACACACUUGAUGACCCAAUACGACUAUGCCAACGGAUCUAACCCUGAUGUUCUUCAAAGAAUUGAUGCCGGAGCAGGUAGAUUUAGAUAUGCUCUGUAUUAUUUCGCAAAAAGACCUCUUGCAGCAAUCGGCUUUUAUGCCUGUGCUGGAUCGUUCUUUUCUAUGGUGGCAAGCCUAAUCACAGGACAAAACGCACGGACUGUGAAGUUUUGGAGUACAAGUUUUAUAUUAUCUGCUGGCCUCGGAUUAUUAUCAAUUCAAUACUAUGCAAACAAUCCUCCAACAUACAAAAAUUAUGGUGAUGAAGUCUUGCAAAAAGGAGUUAAAAAGUAUACCGAUAUUAUGAAGAAGAAGCCUAAAUGGGAACAAAAUUAA